AGGUAACCCUGCCUUUGCAUGUCAAAAGUGGAAGACAAAAUUCACUGAAAAUCUCUCUCAUUCGCUAGCUAGUCGUUUGAAAACGAAAUUUUUUUAAAAUUCUAUUUUUCAGACACAUAGCUCAGAAUGGCUCAAUUAAGUACCAAGGUCACGGCUCUGGCCAAUAAACUUGUGGCUCAGGCACGCCCCCAUUUGGAUGAGUUCUGGAAAUAUGCCAAAGUCGAAUUGGCUCCUCCAUUGCCAGCCGAUCUGAAGAUGCUGCAGAAGAGUGCCGAAGAGACGGCAAAGAAGGCCAAAAAGGAUAUGAAAUCAUCGCGUAAACGUUUCAGCCAAAUAACCGUGCGCGAAGCCUGGCUAAACACUCUGGUCACCAUUGAAGUGAUCACCUGGUUCUUCAUGGGCGAAGUGAUUGGACGUCGUCACUUGGUGGGCUACAAGGUAUAAGAGCUUCGACAAUUUCAAUUUUAAAUCGAAUAACAAUUGUGAAUUAUUUUGCAUACGCACAGAAUGAGUGUACUUAAAUGAAUAUAUUUUAAUUGUCCAAAGA
This is a messenger RNA of Drosophila willistoni, 547 nucleotides long. RefSeq names its product ATP synthase subunit g, mitochondrial (gene ATPsynGL). NCBI's taxonomy places the organism in Eukaryota, Metazoa, Arthropoda, Insecta, Diptera, Drosophilidae. Gene Ontology annotation, biological process: proton motive force-driven ATP synthesis. The coding region runs from base 127 to 444 and encodes 105 amino acids. Gene Ontology annotation, molecular function: proton transmembrane transporter activity. The record is from RefSeq and is a predicted model, not a curated record. The transcript has 2 exons.